AUGGUGCGUUCGCACAUUGCCGAAGGAAGCUCCAAAGCUCUGAUCAUGGGCAAGCGGAAGCUGCUCCAAAUGCUGCUACUUGCCAAGUCGACACUGGGUUAA
Messenger RNA from Phytophthora nicotianae INRA-310, 102 nucleotides. RefSeq lists its product as hypothetical. The transcript has 2 exons. The coding region runs from base 1 to 102 and encodes 33 amino acids. The record is from RefSeq and is a predicted model, not a curated record. Lineage: Eukaryota; Oomycota; Peronosporomycetes; Peronosporales; Peronosporaceae.